Polypterus senegalus (gray bichir) is the source of this 1264-nucleotide messenger RNA. RefSeq names its product macrophage mannose receptor 1-like. The record is from RefSeq and is a predicted model, not a curated record. Lineage: Eukaryota; Metazoa; Chordata; Cladistia; Polypteriformes; Polypteridae. The coding region runs from base 11 to 676 and encodes 221 amino acids. The transcript is spliced from 6 exons.
UAGCGUCACAAUGUUCAAGUUCAGAAUGUGGAAAAGUGCCAUUAUAGUCUUUGUGUUGGCCAACACCAGUGACAACUCAUAUCAAUAUAUCCUGAUCCAGCUACAAAAGACAUGGAGUGAAGCACAAGCCUAUUGUCGUUCAAACUACGCCGACCUCGUCACCAUCAACAGCGACAUCACAAAUAACGACAUCUACAAUUUAGCGAACGGCAGGGCAGUCUGGAUAGGCCUCUACAACCAUGCCUGGAAGUGGUCAGAUGGGACAGCGAUAACGUUUCUAAAUCCACAUAUAGAUGUCCUCAACUGCAUGGCCUUGUGUUAUGUGUCCCCAUACAUAUGGCAUAGUAGGUACUGCAGUGAUGUAUAUACUUUCUUCUGCUAUGACGUGAAACAACAAGCAUCAAUCACUGACACAUCUGGAGUUCAAACCCUUGCUCCUACAACCUCUAUUGUUCAGAAUGGACUUCAAGGAUCAAAUAUUGCUAAAGUGAUCGUUGUUCUGAGAGUUGGGAUUCAAGCAGAACGUCAUAUAAGCCUGGAUGAAGCCGAAAUGAGCAGCAACAUCAUUUUGUCCAUGGUGCGUAUAUAUCUUUUAUCGACUAGUAUAGAACUUUGUCAUUUAAGUGUUCUUAAUAUUUAUUGUAGGAUUAGAUUGUUUCUUUCUUCCUCCCAUUAAUCAAAUAAGUUGUGAUUGUUUACUGAGCAUUAACUUUAACAUAUUAAAUUGAAAUAUACACAAACCACAGGCAUAUUGUUCAGAGACCAUCCACAUAGCUCACAUCCCACUCUCAGCUAACGCCAAUGCCACAUCACAUGACUUACGUCAGACAUCAAUUGUUGGUCUUGUAGCUGCACUGUGUCAAAUUGCACAACUGGAAAUCACAGCACAGGUCACAUUUACUUGCCAGUUGUUGAUUUUCCAGCCCACUUUUGCUCAUCCCUUUUCCUGACACCAAAUUGUAUGCUGCCUGAAAGAGACGGCACUUUAUUUAAGUUCAGCUGCUGUCUCUGCUCUUUUCUUUUUUCCAUUCUGUUUUGGAAAUUAAAAUAUGAGACAUCAGACAGACAAGCUUUUCUUCUGUUUGUAAGGUCCACAGCCCCCUGUGCUGCUUGAUGGAGCCGAUGCCGUACUGAUGCUUUGUCAAGUGUUAACAGCUAUGUCAGCAUGGCCUAAUAUAUGCUAAGAACAAACUCCCUACACAAUGGCGAUGCACCGUCAAUCCUGGAGGGCCUCAGUAACUUGAGGUUUUUGUUCCUGCCCAGU